Molecule: messenger RNA, 1019 nt
Organism: Amyelois transitella
Lineage: Eukaryota; Metazoa; Arthropoda; Insecta; Lepidoptera; Pyralidae
Gene: Cox11
Product: cytochrome c oxidase assembly protein COX11, mitochondrial
Exons: 4
Coding region: 146-847 (233 amino acids)
Cellular component (GO): mitochondrial inner membrane
Molecular function (GO): copper ion binding
Source: RefSeq, a predicted model, not a curated record
UGACAUUCGUAAUAUAACCUACCUAAACCCAAAGAAAUUGUAGCACCAAAACCUGACUUUCGAAUCCAAUUCCAAGUGAAUUAAAACAGCAGAAUUUGUCGAUUAUUAAAUACAAUGCAUCAUAUUUAAUUAUUGUUAUAGUAAAAUGAACAGAUUGCUAUGGUCAGCGAAGUGUUCCUCAUUUAAGAAUAGCAUUUGCAGAAGUUCACCGCUGCUUCUAGCACCAACCAAAACUUUACGAAAUGUUGUGCUAUUUCGGAGCGCUCAUGAUCAAAGAAAGAAUAUUAGGUCCACACUCAAUUAUGUUAUUGCCCUUGGCGUCAUGACUGUAGGUUUAAGUUACGCUGCAGUGCCACUGUACAGGAUAUUUUGUCAAGCAUAUAGCUAUGGAGGUACGACAGGACAAGCAGAGCCAGAUGAUACAGUGAGCCACAUGACAGCGGUGAAACACCGGCCAAUUAAGAUUAGAUUCAAUGCCGAUGUAGCCUCCUCCAUGCAGUGGAAUUUCAAACCACAGCAGCUUGAUAUUACAGUAGUUCCAGGUGAAACAGCCCUUGCAUUCUACACGGCUCGCAAUCCCACUAAUACCCCCGUGACCGGCAUCAGCACCUACAAUGUGAUCCCGUUUGAGGCUGGUCAGUACUUCAACAAGAUCCAGUGCUUCUGCUUCGAAGAGCAGCAGUUAAAUCCUCAUGAACAGGUGGACAUGCCAGUAUUCUUCUACAUUGACCCUGAAUUCAUGGAUGAUCCCAAGAUGGAAUAUGUUGAUGAAAUUGUUCUGUCAUACACUUUCUUUGAGGCUAAGAAGGGUUUAAAGCUGCCUGUUCCCUCCUAUGUGAAGCAAUGAGCCAUAAUUUGCGGUGACCGUGUAGUGUUGUGCUUUGGUUUUGUUGUUGUCCAUUGAAGAUAUCCGUACCGUGUCAGGUAUAGCACAAAGGCAUUUAUAUUUAAGUCAUAUUUAAUUGGACGCGACUAUUUUAAGUUUUAAUAGAUGAAAUAAAAGUUGUUAUUUUUUAAAA